This is a messenger RNA of Pongo pygmaeus (Bornean orangutan), 5296 nucleotides long. Its product is annotated as zinc finger protein 717-like. The transcript has 3 exons. Gene Ontology annotation, biological process: regulation of transcription by RNA polymerase II. The record is from RefSeq and is a predicted model, not a curated record. The coding region runs from base 2599 to 3792 and encodes 397 amino acids. NCBI's taxonomy places the organism in Eukaryota, Metazoa, Chordata, Mammalia, Primates, Hominidae. Gene Ontology annotation, molecular function: RNA polymerase II cis-regulatory region sequence-specific DNA binding; DNA-binding transcription factor activity.
GUAGUAUCUCACAGCUAUAAUCCUAGCACUUUGGGAGGCCAAGACAGGAGGAUCGCUUGCGCCCAGGAGUUUGAGAUUGGCCUUGGUCACAUAGGGAGACCCUAUGUGUUUACAAAAAAAAAAAAAAAAAAAAAAAUUUAGCUGGUUGUGGUGGCAUCCACUUGUGGCCCCAACUACUUGGGGGGCUGAGGUGGGAAGAUCACUUGAGCCCAGGAGGGCGAAGUUACAGUGAGCUGUGGUUGUGCCACUGCACUCCAGCCUGGGUGACAGAAUGAGACUCUGUCUCAAAACCAACCAACCAACCAAUCAACCAAGCAGAAACAUUUCCGUAACCAUCUCUUUUCCUUUUUAUCCCCAACUCUUUCUUUGAAUUAUGUGACCUCAAGGACAAAUAACACAAGUGUUUCCUGCUCAGUGUCAGUAAUCUGUUCUUGGAAAUUAUAAAUUCUGUAGGAAAACAAUAGCAUAUUUUACAUACUUAAAAAGGGAAGAUUAGACAGUGUCUCACUUCUAUUCCAACCAGUAUCUUAAAAUGUAAGUAAAAUACAGUACAAUGCUCACUUUGUAAGAGAUCCUUUUUGUGUAUUUUUUUAAAAGUCAACAGACUUUUUAUGAUGUAAAGAACCUUAAAACACAAUUUACUAAUAUGCAAAGAGUUGCUUUUUAUGAUUUAGCACCAGCAGUCUCACUGAUUUCCAUCAAGUUGGCAUUUAUUGUGAUUUGCAAAACUUCUACAUGAGGUUGUGAUGUUCUAGUGAUUGUAUUUGACAAGUAAUUUCACAUUAUCUCCUUCACACGAUUUUCUUAAAAACAUUGAGUUCUGGUGGCUUAGGUGUAUCAGUUACUGUUUUCUGUGUAAAGAACCAACGAAACUCAAUGGCUUAAAAAGAAGUGACCGCUUUAUUUGAUAGAAGUUCUGUUGAUUCACAUUUUGGCGUGUGUUCACCUGGGCAUUUCCUUUGCUAAUGUUGUCUGGAUCACAAAUGAGGCUUUAGUCAUCUGGUGCCUUCACUCACAUGUCUGGUGGUUCAUGCUGACACUUGUCCAAGAAGGCAAGCAACAGUGGGAAAGUACUUUUCCAACAUAUAUUUUCAUCAUAUUUUCUAUGUCCCAUUGGCCAAAGCAAGUCAAAUGGCAGAGCCCCAUUCAUUAUGAGAGCACACUCUAUGAGGUCUUAGAUACAGGGAGACUUGUCACUAGGAAACAUUACUAAAACAGUAUAUCCCAAGAAAUAUACAAUAUGUACAUUUUUCCCCCUAUAUAAUUGUGGGCAAGAAAUGUUGGGUUGCAAGAUGCAUUCUUUCAAUGAUGCUUAGGUAUAUAAAAAAUGCAUCCUUUCAAUGAUGAGUAGGUAUAUAAAAGAUGCAUCCUUUCAAUGAUGCGUAGAUAUAUAAAAGAUGCAUCCUUUCAGUGAUGCUUAGGUAAAUAAAACAUACAUCCUUUCAAUGAUGCGUAGAUAUAUAAAAGAUGCAUCCUUUCAAUGAUGCGUAGGUAUAUAAAAGAUGCAUCCUUUCAGUGAUGCUUAGGUAUAUAAAUGAUGCAUCCUUUCAAUGAUGCAUAGAUAUAUAAAACAUGAAUCCUUUCAAUGAUGCGAAGGUAUAAAAGCAAGAUGUAUUCUAGUGGAAACACCUAUAUGGAAUCAUGUAGAAUCUCCAUAUUAGUAGUGAAAUAGAUAAUGCAGCUGAAUUAUAUUUCUACAAUAUUAAUUUCAUUGAAGACUAAAUGUAUAUUUCUUUGGUUUAAAUUAUUACGUUGUUUCUUUGGAUAAAUUAAUUGUCUCUUAAUCAGUAGGUAAUACAUGUUUUCAUUAAUCCCAAAAUAAAUUGUAUGUAUCUCUACUAAUUAAUGUUCUUGUGGGUACAUCUUCAGUGGGAUAUUUGUUGUCCCUUAUUGAGGCAUGAAUGACUGUUCUGUCACAGGGAGGUUUUGUUGCUGUUUUAGUCUUUUCCAGCUAUUGUGUAGAGCGUUUUGGGCAAGAGAAUCUAGGACCAAGCCACAUCGGUUCUCUGCUUAACCCACUCCAUUCGACUGUUCUCCCAGCUAUGCUUCCAGAGUGCUCUGUGCAUUUCCACGAUCAACAAACGAUGAAUAAAUCUCUGAUGUCCAGACAGUUGACAUAAUUGAAAGAAGCCAGGAAGUUCAUCAGAGACAUAUAUGGCAGGUUGCAAUCACCAACAGCAAAACAUCAACUGAGGAAACAGUUGAAUUAGGAAAAAUACUUAAUUUGAGCUUAAACCGUAUUCCAAAUAUGAUGGUAAAUAACGCAAGCUAUUCAGGAAUGAGGGCUGAGGAGUUAAAUGUAAGUCAGAACAUAUUUAUCUCUAUUGAGCCUUAUGAAAUGCAGGCAGGAGGAAAACUUGAUGAUUGAAGUAUAACUGGGAAAUCUCUCAUGUGUCAUGAGUAUCUUAGUCACCAUAACAAGAUUCAUAUGGGACAGCAGCUUUUUGAAUAUAGUGGACAAGGAAAGCUUUCAGCACUGAGGCAGAGAAGGGUCAUGGUAGAGAGACUGCAUGUACUUAUAAUGAAUAUGGGAAAUCCUGUGAUAAGUCAGCACUCUCUUCCCAGAAGAUAAAUGUUGAAUGUAAUGUAUGUGGGAAAAUGUUCAGUAAAAAGUCUAAACUUACCAAACAUCAGAAAAUACACACAGGAGACAAACCCUAUAAAUGUAUACAAUGUGAGAAAUCCUUCAUUAGGAAAUCAUAUCUUGCAAAUCAUCAGAGAACACAUACACAGGAGAAACCCUUUGCAUGUACCAAAUGUGAGAAAUCCUUCUGUCAGAAGUCAAAUCUAAUUGUUCAUCAGAGAAUCCACACAGGAGAAAAGCCCUAUGAGUGUCAUGAAUGUGGGGAAACCUUCUGCCAAAUGUCAGCCAUUAUUUAUCAUCACCGAAUACACACAGGAGAAAAACCCUAUGAAUGUAUGGAAUUUGGGAAAACCUUCUACCAGAGGUCAGCCCUCAAUGUACAUCAGAGAAUUCACACAGGAGAGAAACCAUGUAAAUGUAAUGAAUGUAGGGAAACUUUUUAUCAGAAGUCAGUCCUCACUGUACAUCAGAGAAUUCACACAGAUGAGAAACCAUAUGAAUGUAAAGAAUGUAGGAAAACUUUCUACCAUAAGUCAGCCCUCACGGUACAUCAGAGAACUCACACAGCUGAGAACCCAUAUGAAUGUAAAGAAUGCAGGAAAACUUUUGCUCAGAAGUCAAAACUUUCUGUAUAUCAGAGAACUCACACAGGGGAAAAACCCUAUGAAUGUAAUGAAUGUGGAAAAACAUUUUGCCUGAAUUCAGUUCUCAUUAUACAUCAAAGAACUCACUCAGGUGAGAAACCAUAUGAAUGUAAUAAAUGUGGAAAAACCUUUAGCCAGAAGUCAAAUCUCAGGAUGCAUCAGGGUACUCACACAGGGGAAAAACCCUAUGAGUGUAAUGAAUGUGGGAGAACUUUUAGCCAGAAGUCAAACCUGAGGAUGUAUCAGAGUACUCACAUAUGGGAGAAACCCUACAAAUGUAGUGAAUGUGGAAAAUCCUUCUACCAGAAGACAGUGCUCACUAUGCAUCAGAGAACUCACACAGGAGAAAAACCCUAUGUUUGUAACGAAUGUGGAAAAACCUUUCAUCAGAGGGCGAACUACAGCAGGCAUCAGAAAACUCACAUGGGACAGAAGCCUUAUAAAUGUAAUGGAUGUAGGGAAACCUUCUUCCAGAAGUCAGCCCUCACUGUACAUGAAAGAAUUCACACAGGGAAGAAAUCCCAUGAAUGUAAUGAAUGUGGGAAAACAUUCUACCAGAAGUAAUCCCUCAUGAUACAUGAAAGAAUACACACAGGGGAGAAACCAUAUCAGUGUAAAGAAUGUGGGAAAAGCUUUUGCCAGAAGUCAACCCUCAAUAGACAUGAGAGAACUCACACAGGUGAGAAACCAUAUGAAUGCAAAGAAUGUAGACAGGCUUUCUACCAGAAGUCAGCGCUCACUGUACAUUACAGAACUCACUCAGGUGAAGAGGCCUGUUAACAUACUGAAGGUGUGAAAAGCCAUAUUAGCAAAUGAAAUCCUACAGCAUAUCAGUGGAUGCAUACCGGAAAUAAACCCUGUGUAUGUAACCAGUGUGAGAAAUCCUUCAGUCACAAGUCAAGCCUUACUGUCCAUCAGAGAAGUCACACAAGGAAAGCCCUAUGACUGUAUGAGUGUUGGAAACAGCUUUUAGUAGAAGUCAGACUUCAGGAGGCAUCAAGAAAUUCAUACAAGGGAGAAAGCUUAAGAGUAUAAUGAAUGUGGGCUGGGCGCAGUGGCUCAUGCCUGUAAUCCCAGCUCUUUGGGAGGCCAAGGUGGGUGGAUCAUGAGGUCAGGAGAUCGAGACCAUCCUGGCUAAGAUGGUGAAACCGUGUCUCUAAUAAAAAUACAAAAAAAUUAGCUGGGCAUGGUGGUGGGUGCCUGUAGCCCCUGCUACUUAGGAGGCUGAGGCAGGAGAAUGGCAUGAACCUGGGAGGCGGAGAUUGCAGUGAGCCAAGAUCACGCCACUGCGCUCCAGUGACAAAGUGAGUCUCCAAUCUCAAAAAAAAAAAGAGUGUAAUGAGUGUGCAAAAUCCUUUUGUCUGAAGUAACACCUCAGCAGGUAUUAGGGAAUUCACACAAGAGAGAAAUCCUGUGUGUCAGAGACUGGCUGUGUGUUCUACAAAAUUCACCCUUUUAUCUGUUGGACACACAGACUACAUUUCUCAGCCCCCUGUUAUUGUGGGUGCAUUAUAUAACAGCUCUGUAGUAGAAUAUGUAUGCAAGUAGCCAGGCGCAGUAGCUCACGAUUGUAAUCCCAGCACUUUGGGAGGCUGAGGUGGGCAGAUCACGAGGUCAGGAGUUUGAGACCAGCCUGACCAACAUCGUGAAACCCUGUUUCUACUAAAAAAUAUAAAAAUUAAUAGCCAGUCAUGGUGGUGUGCACCUGUAAUCCCAGCUACUCUGGAGGCUGAGGCGGGAGAAUGGUGUGAACCCAGGAGGCAGAGGUUGCAGUGAGCUGAAAUCGUCCCAUUGCACUCCAGCCUGGGUGACAGAGCAACACUCCAUCUCAAAAAAAAAAAAAAAAAAAGUAUGUGAGUGAUGAUCCUUACGGGCCUGGCUCUCACACAGAGUGACAUAAAGCCUUCCACAUUUUCUCAGAUCCUGUGGUACUGAAGUACUGAUGACCCCUAUGAUGGCCUUGGGAGCCAUAGGUGGGAAAAGGUGACUGCUUUAAGACUGAAGGAAUUACAUACACCUACUAUGUCCCAACAAAAAUUAAAAAUAAAAACAUUGAACUGAUUGUCUA